UAACAAGGAAAUAAAUAAUAUUGAAAAUACAUUUGCUUUUUUCAAUGGUGAAAGUUUAGAUAUAAAGUUGCUACUUUUAAGUUAGAUUCUUAAAUUGUGACACUAUAGUAAUAGCAGUCUGCUAUAAUAAUGUCACCCGGAAUAAUCAUUUUAGUCACACAUCUUUUUUUGUUAAAAUAUGGACUUAAUGCCGAUCUUAGAAUGAAGCAUACACACCCUUUGUCAGCGCCAUUGACGAAUUUUCUGCCUUACAAAGGAUGGUUCUAUGUAGGAGGUGCUAAUAAAAUAUACGCAUUGAACGAAAAUUUGGACAUAAUCCAGACGGCAAGUACUUGUGGAGUCUCGUCAGGUGUUUGCAGUGAACACAGAAAUAUUAAUAAAAUACUACUAGCGCAUCAAAGUGAAGAGGGAGACGUGUUGAUUCUGUGCGGUACGGAAAACUUUGGAAUAUGUGAAAUAAGAAACCUUUCUGAUAUAGAAAUUGUUAUCAGGAAAAGAUCAAACUUUGUUAAAGCCCAUUACUAUUUACAAGUAUCUUCAAAUGAGUACAGACCUGCCGUUGGAAUGGUUACUCAGAACGGACAACUUAAUAUUGCUGUGACAUUUGGAGAAGGUAUUCAAAGCUUUGAACAAAAUGACGCAGGCAUUAAGACAUAUAGAUACGCUAUAAGCACAAGAAACGUAUACAGUUUUAAUCCAGUUAGUAGUGGGUAUGAUAUUAAAAUACUUAAUUUCCAAAUCCAGAACGCUUCAUUAGAAGAUUAUAUAGUUUAUUACAAAACAUGUUUUCAACACAACUGGAUUAGCUAUUUUAUCACUAAUCAGAAGACUGAGGUGGGAUCAAGCAACUAUGUAUCAAAACUGGUGAGAAUAUGUCAAAAUGAUACCAACUACAAUUCUUAUGCAGAUAUUGUUCUGGUGUGUAAAAAGAAUGGCAUAACCUUUAAUUUAAUUCAAGACGCUAUUCUCUUUGACUCUGGACCCUACACUAACAAUUCAGAUAAACUUUUUAUUGGAGCGUUUACACGUGGCAAUGAUCCCGAGCAUCCUUCUGGGGACAGUGUGAUAUGCGUUACUGAACUAAACAUACUGGAGGACGCCAUUUUGGAAGCACGGCGAGAAUAUGCAACGUCCUCUUGUAAACGUUCCGAAGAUAAAAACAAGCGAUAUCUUCCAUACAGACCAACUGUAAAUUGUAUUACAGAUAAAAAUGUAAGAGAGUAAAUCAGACGUUGUAAUCGAAAGUUUUUAUAUAUAAAUUUUAACUUCUUAGAU
Molecule: messenger RNA, 1275 nt
Organism: Mercenaria mercenaria
Lineage: Eukaryota; Metazoa; Mollusca; Bivalvia; Venerida; Veneridae
Product: plexin-A4-like
Exons: 1
Coding region: 130-1224 (364 amino acids)
Biological process (GO): regulation of cell migration; semaphorin-plexin signaling pathway involved in axon guidance
Cellular component (GO): semaphorin receptor complex
Molecular function (GO): semaphorin receptor activity; protein binding
Source: RefSeq, a predicted model, not a curated record